CCUUUCCAGUUUCACCAUUCAACUCCCAGUGAUCAUAACAUUAACUUGAUCAUAACUUCAAUUCAUGUUUCCAAGGUAAUUGGUGUUAACAUUAUUUUUUAUAAACAUUUAUCCAAUGCAAGUGAAAGUAAAAAAUACAAGAAACAAUAACAACAAUCAAAAGUAAUGAUUGUUGAGCUCAUCAUUCAACCUUUCUUAUCUUACCUUCAUUUCAAAGUAUCUCUUCUCUGACCAUUUUUACCUUCAACAGUAAUCUUAAACAAUCUGAAUUGAAGUUAACUGUUUUCACCAAGUUACUGUUAUUGUUAUUAUAAAAAACAAAUGUGUCCAAUUGGGUUAAGUCUUCAAAUGUCAAUGGUUAUAAAAGGUUAACUUAAGUUGUCUCUAAUGUUACCAAUUCUGGUUCAACUGAUCUCAACAGGAAUCAAGGGAAAGAUUAUAACUCAGUGACGAUGGAACCUGAUGACAAUCUAAUGUUAACUGAAUCUUAUCCUCCAGCAAUCAAGAAACCUUCAACUCUACCAACCUCACCAUCAACCAGAAUGACAACAGAAACCUCAACUUUAACCUCAUCUAGUCAAGCCUGGAAUGACGAGGUAAUUAAACCUCGUAAACCUCGCUUAUUCCGCCAACCAAAGGCUUUAGUUGAAACAAGUCCACAUCAAUCAUCAUCCUCAUCAACAUCUUCAUUAGGUGAUAAUCCCAAUCCUUUUCCAACCUCUUCGACCUCAUCUGUGUCAACAGUCAAUGAUUCAACAAACCCAUCUUCAUCUUCAUCCAACUCAUCCAAUAUAACAACAAUAUUUCGUCCAGUUCCACAAGUUUCUGUGACACUUUCAUCGCCUGAUAACCCAUUCGAUGAUUCAACAAUUGAAUACAUUGAUUCUGAUGUAGAGGUGACACCAUCAGUGGAUAAAUUAACAGCAACCUCAAAUGAUCAUGUUAAAGUUGAUGUUAACUCAAAGACAACCCAAAAUGAUUCCAUUGAAAGUAAUCAUUCAAAUAGCAAUGCAAGAACAAAUGAACAAAAUCUGGUUGAAACUCUGACUGAUACACGAAAAACUAAAUAUUUAACACGAACCUUGGCCCUACUUAAACUUCAAUAUCUUCGUAAAUCGCGAAGUGAAGACACAGGUGACCCUGAAACACGGAACAUGAGACGUCUCUCGGAACGUCCAAGUAUUGGUGAUCCUGGUGGUCUAAUGAGCCAUGUUCAUCCAGGAGUUCACCACAGUCAUAACCAUCCCAGUCAGCGUCACGGACAUCAUCACACAUCUACUCAUCAUUCACAUCUUUUGGGUCCAGUGAAUAAAAGUCUGUCAAGUGCCUCACUUUGUGGUAAUUCACUGGCAACUUCACCACCAACCUCACUCCUGCGAACCUCCAAUUCAGGUGGAUCUGCAGGCUCAGGUUCAGCUCCAGUUGAACUUGAACCUUACAUAUUGGGAAUUCAUAUUCACAAUACGGAUAGAAAGUUGAAAUCAAGUAGAUCAGUUGUCCAUCCAGUGGUCAAGAUUCACAUUAUUGACAGUGAAACCUCCAGCUAUUUGGUUAAAAAACAUCCAGACCGUGAUGUUGCCUUUUAUUAUGAAACUGGUAAUUCCAAAAAUAACUUCAUUCUACCCGUGAUGACCCAAAAUUGUGACAUGCUAACCAGAAUCAGGUACCCAAGGUACCCAAUAUGGGAGGAAUUAUUACUUUACAAUGAAGACUAUUCCUAUUUCCUUGCUGACAAUGUUGUCAUCUUUUUUGAAAUAUUAGACUUUUUAACCUUUUCUGGUCCAUCUGAUAAAAGAUACAAUUCAAUGAAACGCAAUGAAUGGUGGUACCGAAUUGCUUGGGCCUUUUUAUCAUUGAAAUCAUCUGAUGGCUCAUUCAAUACUGGAAAGAAAUUAAGAUUACAAUUGUACAAACCAAUAUCUCAGAAAGUAACGAUUGAUCCUAAAAAUCCUCACACCACAGAGUUGUUUGAUUGGUGGAAAGAACAGAAAUUGAUUCCAUUUCAAGGAUCGAUAUAUGUAACUGUUAGUCCGGUUCCAUUGAUUGUAAGCCGGGAAACAUUUAGCCCAUCAUUGCGCUCAUAUGGUCCAUUUCAACCAGAGAUAAAACCAGAAGUAGAUCAUCACCAUCACCACCAUCAUCAUCAAGGUUCUGGUCCUCCUCGUAGGCCAUCGUCAGCCAUAAGCAAUUCAACUAUUGAAAGAUCACCUUCGACCACUUCUAACUCGGCCACCAACCAGCAAUCGACAGUCAUUUCCAAAUCACUUGAUGCACCAUUAGAGUCACGUCUAAGUACUGGAUCUGGUUCAUCAGCUGCAAGAAAAAAUAUCUCCUCUGAUGGUGAACCCUCGGUGAUUUGGAGUCGAAUAGAAGGAGCUCCAUGUAAAAUUCCUAAAAAUUUAUGGCAUCAGUUUUCAGCUGGCAACAAUAAAUGCUCGUAUGCCAUCAAAUUUUCCUGGGAUGGUCGUAAAGUAGCCUGUGGUGCUUCAGUUUUCACAGCUUAUCGUUCCAAUGAAAAGAGAUCAUCAAUAUUUAUCUAUGAAAUACCUUCGGGUAAAUUUGUUAAAAGAGUCAAUGGAUUUCACUCAGGAGCCAUUUAUGAAAUUGAUUGGUCACCAAAUGAUAAAUAUCUGGUUUCAGCAUCAUCUGAUUGUACAGCUCAUGUUUGGAAUAAUGUUAAGGAAUACCAAUCAUCCAUUUUACUUCCACAUCCAUGUUUUGUUUAUACCGCACGGUUUCACGUAACUCGAUCUGGAAUUAUCUUCACAGGAUCUUAUGAUGGUUUGAUUAGAGUUUGGUGCAUCAAACUAAGCCUGGAAUCAACAGCAGUGGAACCCCAAUUGGUACAAGAAAUUGAUUGUUUCUAUGGUCAAGUAUUAUCCUUGGCAUGGAAGAUAAGCUUUCCAACAACUUCAUCUUCAAUAGCAACAUCCAACACUGAUCCAACAGUUGACUCUUCACCAACCACCAAAUCAGUUGUCACUCUUUUCGCCUCUGGAAGUAAAGGUGAAAUUAUAACACUUUCCCAACGAGAUGUCACAUCCGAUUUUACCUGGUAUCUCAGUGGAUCCAUCAAAAUCAAUGAGAUAAUUGAGAUUCCUAUAAAUAACAUAGUCAUCCAUCCUCAUGCAAAUAAAAUCUUGAUCUUUAGUCGAGAUGGAGUUCAACGGAUGAUUGAUUAUCAAUUAGAAAUAAUUGUCCAACGAUUCACUGGAUCUUUGAAUUUUCACCAUUUAAUCCGUGGCUGCCUUAGUCCAUGUGGUAAAUUUGUUUAUGCAGGAGGAGAAGAUAGUUUAGUCCAUUGUUGGAAUGCUGAUACAGGCGAAAAGCUGUUUACAUAUAAUGAAUUGCCAUUCAAGGGACCCAUCUCAUGCAUUGAACAUCAUCCAUUUGAUAAUAUAAUUGCUAUUUGUGGCCUUAAUGCACGAACAAUUUCAGUUUGUUUGUUUAAUAAUGAAAUGCCUAAAUUAGUUGGAUCUCCUGUGAUACUUAAGAAUACGAUAACUCCAUCAUCAUCUCAAUCAUCCAGUGCAGUAUUGAACACAUCCAAACAAAAUCAAUCACAAACUCAUGAUGGUAAAAGUAAAAGCAAUAAUCGAUUUGAAUUGAUUCGCAGUAAAACCAUUGAUCAAAGCAAUUGUGUCUCCGAAUCAGGAGCCAUCCGUAGAGGUAACUUCAAAGUUCAAAGAGCCAUGAGAAGACUAGAAUUUGCUUUGAGAACCAAAUCAAUUGAUAAGAGAUGAUAUGAAUCUAGAAUCACUGAAAAACAAAACAAAUGGAAGCAUUAGAGUUACGAUAGAAAUAAAAAUUCACUGUACAAAAUUGAUAGAUAAAUAAUUUAUAAACACUAUAAAAGAAAAUAUUGCCAAACUAAACGGGAAUAUCAUAAGGUAACCUUUAAAUAUCAUACCUGUUAAUAAAACAAAUGUAUUUAUUUGAACAAUAAAAUUGAUUUUUAUUACAAACGAAACA
This is a messenger RNA of Tetranychus urticae (two-spotted spider mite), 3972 nucleotides long. RefSeq names its product jouberin-like. Gene Ontology annotation, biological process: motile cilium assembly. The record is from RefSeq and is a predicted model, not a curated record. Gene Ontology annotation, molecular function: protein binding. Gene Ontology annotation, cellular component: ciliary basal body. NCBI's taxonomy places the organism in Eukaryota, Metazoa, Arthropoda, Arachnida, Trombidiformes, Tetranychidae.